Molecule: messenger RNA, 3192 nt
Organism: Stegostoma tigrinum
Lineage: Eukaryota; Metazoa; Chordata; Chondrichthyes; Orectolobiformes; Stegostomatidae
Gene: ccdc181
Product: coiled-coil domain containing 181
Exons: 6
Coding region: 210-1730 (506 amino acids)
Molecular function (GO): microtubule binding
Source: RefSeq, a predicted model, not a curated record
AUGAGCUGACAGUUUUGUCUGCGUUGCCAAGGGAUUGUUGCCAUGCUAACCGGUGACUCGUGCCCGGCAGCUGUUGGAAAGAGAACGGAUUUUGAACGCAGCAUUCGAGCGGCAACCAAAGUGGGAGGCAGCCGGAAGGGUGGUCGCUGAGAAAGUGAGGCAGCGGAUGGUGCAGCAAGGUCGCCAUGCACAGGAAGUGCUAAACAAAAAUGAGUGAAGAGAAUAGCGUUACUUCACAAGUUGAAGAAUAUGAAGAUGACUUUGAGAAAGACCUUGAUUGGCUAAUCAACGAAGAAACAAAAAGUAGUGAUGAAGAUCCAGAGGUUUAUGAAGAAAGUGAAGACAUUGACGCCAAAAUUAACAAAGAGCUGGAUGAUGAAGAAAUAAAAGAGAAAAAUUCCAUAGAUGAGGAACAAUCUGCAAGCUCUGUAGAAAAACUUUGUGAGCUGAAUAAAGAUUUAAUAAACCAUGCUGAGGUCACUAGAGGAGAAGAAAAUGUUGUUGUCAAUAACCCUGAUCCUAUAUCAGAUUCAGAUAGUGAAGGUUCAUUUCAUAAAUUGAAACUCGAGGAUCAGCAAGAAGGAGAAGAGCAAACAGAGGAAGUAAAACGCUACAUAAUGGAAAAGAUUGAGCAAGCCAACAAGAAGUUGCAGGAUGAAGAUCCCAUAGAUAAAAAUCGAGAACGCAGAUUGAAGUUCAAAGACAAUUUAGUUGACUUGGAGGUUCCCCCUAUGCAUUUACCUGAGACAGAAAAGGAUAAUGGAGAGGUCACAGGUCAGAUGUCUGAAAUGUGCAUUUCAAGCGAUGUUCAAAAAGUCAAUGCUAAUACAGGAAAUACAGGUGAUGAAGACAAAAUCAAAGACAAAAAAGUGUUAAUGGAAAAAGAUGGAAAAUUUGAACUAGUGAGUUUACAGGAUUUUGGGAAUCAAGGUUUAUUACCUCAGAUUGCUGUUGCAUUCAGUGAAAAUGAGUGUAAACAAUCUCAUUGCUUCAAUUCAGAUAAUCCUAAAGGAAACAACCUUACCAGCAGUCAGAUCAGUUUAUCUCCAAAUGAAAAUUUUCAUAUCCCAAAACCACCAGAUGAACCAAAGGAUCGAGCAACUUCUGCAGCUAAUUUACAGAAGAAUGGAGCUCAAAAGAUCCUACCUCGAAGGGUCCAAUCUGCAAUAAUGUCUCCCAAACUGUCUACCCACCUGAACACCUCAGAACAAAAGGAGUUUAAUUGGCGAACCCAAAAGAAAGAUCAGCUUAAGACUGAGAUAGGGGCAAAAAAAAUUGAAGAAGAAAUGCGGAAGAAAGAGGAGAACAAGAUGGCUUUCGGGAUCUGGCUUCAAAGGAAGAAGCAACAGCGCCAAGAAGAAAGAAGAAUUCAAUGUGCGAAGGAACUAGAAAGAAAGAAUAAUAAGGAACAUCGAGACCCAAAUGAAGCCUUCAAUCUCUGGCUAAAGAAAAAACGGGAGCAGCAAAUUAAAGAGCAGCAAAUAGAAGCCAUGAGAAAAAGGGAACAAGAUUACAACUCAAAAGUUCACACAAGGGAAGAUUCUGAAAAAGCCUUUAAGCAGUGGCUAAAACGAAAGAAAGCUGAGAAACGGGCAGAGCAAUUGGCUGCAAAGGAGCGAUGCAGGAAAUUUCUGAUGGAAGCUAGAAGAGUUAAAAGAAUGCAAACUUUACUGUGCACCCUUAGUGAAUCCAAAUCAUUUCAGUUUGACAAUUAUGGUUACAGGUUCUAGAAAAUCAUGGUCAUGAAUUUUCUCGUUACAUUUUGAAUGCCUCAUUGCAGAGUUCAAAUGAGCAAAAAUCUGCCAAUGGUUUGCAAACCAGACUGUCAGUAGUAUGAAUACAUCUGAAAAAAAUUUCAACAACACUAUCUUUAAUGUGUAAUUUUUAACAAGCUCAUACAUCAGUGCUAACGUUUCAAAACCUUCUGAACAUUCCACGACACAUGAUUAGAUCGGAAUAAAUUAUCUGCACAGUCUGUAAGUUGUUAAUGUUUUUUCUAUGCCCGUUAAAAGAUUCUUUUAAGCAUUUAUGUUCUUUUUAUUUUAAUAGGAUAGAGUAAACCAGUGUUAAGUAAUAUUGACACUUCCCACAAGUCAUUGACAGUUAUUAAAAAUAAACAAAUGAUUGGUCUUGUUGCAAUGAAUGGUGUAGUUCUGUAUGUGCAAGCAGUGAGUUAAUUUUUACCUACUCAUGUGAGCUAAACCUUUUAAACUUGGGGAUAUAUUUUUUGACUAUCAAUCAAUUAUAUCUACAGCUCAUUUUACAAAUACAUUUAUAAGUUCCUCUCCCCUUUGAAUUUUUGCAUUUGUUUUAGGUAAAAAAAGGGUGAUACUCAACUCUGUUUUCUGGUAAUGCCAGUGUAAGGAACUGUUAGUUGACAGUAUUUAGAAGUACCCUAUUGAUUUGCUGCUUUCCAUUUAGAAAUUUCCUAACUUGCAUUCAGUUCUUCCCACAAUAGCCUUGCUGAAAUCAGGAGUUUGUCUUGCAGAAUCCACUUCAUAGGCACACAUACCAAUGUGUUUCCCCUUCCUCAGUUGUGUGUAGUUUCUUUGGGGUUUCUGCUCUUCUGAUAUAAUUUUGAGUGAAACUUUAUUUCUAUCAAGAUUACACUAGUAAGGUGUAGAAGCCUUGAGGAAGUUCCUAGAAUAAUGAUUUUUUUCUCUCAGUACCUGUCUUCAGAGCUAUUUACCAAUAAGUCUGCCUCUUGAAUGUUGUAGAAUUCUUUCAAUUUCUUUGAACAGUGGGUUAUAAUUGACUCAGUUGUACCAUAUUUCAUUUAGAUUCUAAAUAGACAAAAUUUUAACAGUAGAAGACUAACCAUUAUGAGAAUAAUGCCCGGUGUAAUUUACAGCUUUGCGGUAGUACUGAAAGCUGUUCAAAAACAACAUUUAUAACAAGCGUGGAAUUUGACUGUUCACUUAAAGUUUCUGUCAAAGAGGAAUUAAUGAUGUUUGGCCAGGGUUAAUGAUAUGUCAGUGUUAUCGCACUGCUACUGUAUCGACAUAAAAUUCUGCAUAAAUGUUGUGGGUAAAUGUCAUGACUUUAGAAGGAAAAUAUGUAUCUUGUGGUCAUAAAAAUGUUUUCCAAAGAUUCAACCAAUGUUUGAUAUUCAUAAAUAGUGCACAAAGCUUUGUUAUAAAAGAGUUGUGAUUGUGUCAUAUAAUGUCAUCCAUCCAAUGUGAUAUUUAAUUU